AUCAAUCUUUUACCCAGGAAACGGCGGGUAAUUGGUUCCAAGGUUCAAGGGUGAACCGCCCAGGAGCGCCAGUGCAGCGCGGACCAGAGCUGGAAAGUGACGGCUGACGCUCAAGUGUCAAGGUGACAUCGAAAGUUAAACAAAUAAUGGCGGAUCACACCAGUCCUAAAGGCAGCAGUGGAGACUUUGCCAAAAAAGUCCAAAGACGGCUGAGCAGAGGCAAAGAAAAGGUGCUGCAGAAACUUGGCAAGUCUGUGGAGACCAGAGAUGACCGGUUGGAGCAUUACGUCCUACAGUUUCAGGACCAACAGGCCGACGGGAACAGAAUCUACAAGGAGCUGAGGAACUACAUUGAAGCGGUCCGAGACAUGAGAGAAGCCUCCAGACGCCUCUCGCAGUCUUUGUUCGACGUUUACGAAACCAAUUGGGUGGGAGAAGAAGACGUCGGCGCCAUAGUGGAGGGCGAGGACCUCCUGUGGAACGACUACGAGGUGAAGCUGUUGGACCAGGCAGUACGGACCAUGGAGUCCUACGUGGGCCAGUUCCCUGAUGUCCGGGAGAAAGUGGCCAAGAGGGGCAGGAAACUGGUGGACUACGACUCGUCCCGUCACCACCUGGAGGCCCUGCAGACGGCCAAGAAGAGGGACGACGUCAAGAUCAGCAAGGCAGAAGAAGAGAUGAGCAGCACCAAGCGAGUCUACGACACCAUCAACAGCGAGCUGAAAGAGGAGCUACCUGAGCUGCAUGAAAGCCGCAUCGGAUGCUACGUGACGGUCUUCUCCGCCGUAUCCAGCGUACGAGAUGUCUUCUACAGAGAGAUGAGGACGCUCAACAUGGACCUGGACAACGUGGUGAAGGAACUGCAGGCCCAGCAUCCUGACAAAGUGUUUGCUGUUCAGGGUGUGCACAGGUUCGGAUCCUUGAGGAGACGCACCUUGUUGUCCCCCAAGGCCUGGAAGUCCAGUUUCUCAGACUUCCACCGGGGCUACAACCCCAACAAGAGGUUCAGUUUCCGCUCUCCGGACAAACCUCGCCACGGGUCCUUGACCAGGGAGAGCAGCGCCGUCGCCGUGGUGCCGCUGACCCCUCCCCUGGAGAGUCCCACCUUUGAGUCCAGGGGGUCCAGCCGCAACCAGGCGCACGUCCCCGCCGAGCUGGGGGAGGCCGAGGGCACGGAGGCGGCCAAUCAGGAGCCGGACGACGGUAGCGAGGACUCGAAGGCGCCGGAGAAGACCGAGGACGCCACCGAGGACGCCACCGAGGACGCCACGGCGGCGAGCGAGAGCAGCUGUGACCUCAACAACUCCUGUGAGUCUCAGAGUCUGGACCUGCAGCUGGGAGACGUCCCACCAGACCUGAGUCUGGACUCCCUCAGGGUCAACGGACUGGAGGACGGACACUCUCAGGACCUGGACCUGGACCUGGACCCUCCACGCCAGGACCUCCCUGCAGACUCCAAAAGCACAGACGUGUGACAUCUCACUCUCUUAAAGCUGAGAGGACAGCUGCAGAGGAAGGAGGAGCGAGAGGAGCAUCUGUCGUCCAACACCAUCUUUGAUCCUCAGCUUGGAUGCCAUGACAAAGUUUUUAUGUAGUCUACUAGUACUGUGCAAAUAAGUACUACUAAUCAUAAAGUUUAGUGUACUAGUACUGUACGAGUAAGUAUUACUAAUCAUAAAGUUUAGUGUACUAGUACUGUAUGAGCAGGUAUUACUAAUAAUUUUAAUCCCAGAGAGAUAAUCUAUACUCUUAAUAUAUUUUAUAUUUUCCUUUGACACUAAAACAUCAUCUAUGAUCAUUUUGUUGUACGACUGUUGUCUUGUCACGUGUACGUGGACGCCAACUAGCUUCUUCUUCAUUGUCAGUCAAUGUUGUUCAGUGUCAAAUAAAUGUUGUCACUGAA
Molecule: messenger RNA, 1903 nt
Organism: Nerophis lumbriciformis (worm pipefish)
Lineage: Eukaryota; Metazoa; Chordata; Actinopteri; Syngnathiformes; Syngnathidae
Gene: bin2a
Product: bridging integrator 2a
Biological process (GO): podosome assembly; plasma membrane tubulation; phagocytosis, engulfment
Cellular component (GO): plasma membrane; cytoplasm; phagocytic cup
Molecular function (GO): phospholipid binding; protein binding
Source: RefSeq, a predicted model, not a curated record